CUAUUCUAUCAAAUUGAUAUUAUUUGCAUUGAGGGACAACAAAUCAUGUCCGGCUUAGACAAGUCUCUAGACGACCUUAUCAACGAACAAAAAAAGAAGAGUAAAGGUAACAAGAGUAUUGGAAAGAACAGAAAAGGAAAUUUAGGAGCCUCUAAAAAACUCUCUGUAAGCAACGGAAGAAUUGGAAAAAAGAGAAUGGGAAAGAAAAUGAUGAUGGAUAUAGACCAAGAUAUAAGUGGAAAGCGUUGGAGACAUGAUAAGUUUAAGAGUGGUAAAAGUUCUAGUGGGGACCAACCAAAAAGAAACCAAAUUACGCGUGUACAAGUUACCAACUUGGCACUCGGGGUGACUAACAAAGAUAUCAACGAUCUCUUUUCUGAAGUUGGUAAAAUGCGACAAGCCUUUGUAAAGUUUGAUAGAAAUGGGCGUUCUACGGGAAUAGCUCAAGUUGUUUUUUAUGACCGUGCUUCCGCAUUGGAAGCCAUCAAACGUUACAAUGGAGUGCCUUUGGAUGGUAAACCUAUGAAGUUGUCUUUGGUGAGUAAUCGUGGUCGUUUGUCUAGGAGAGGAGCACAGAUAGGUGAUGGAGAUAAUAGCCGUCGUAUUAUUAUUACUACAACAGGAAAGAGACGAGGUGGUCGAUGGAGACGCAAAGGAUUGCCUUUGGAUAACAAUGAACGAAUGUUGGAUUAGAGUUGUGUGCCAAUUUGUUUUUUGAUGGAAUGCAUAAACUAUUUUAAGACCGAAAUGAUCGACUCCUGAAACUUGGUUUAUUAGGAUCCACAGGCUUACCAUACUUUAAGCACUUUUUUUUUUGAAAAUAGAAAAGAUGUCGAUGCCAACUUGAGUUUUUUAUACAUAAUAUGUAAUAUCCUGAUUGAUGUUUGGGUUCUUUGUAAAAUUGGUGUACAGAUAUCACAACGAAAAGAUUAACAAGCGACAACAAAUAGAGCGUCGAUUCGAUAUUGUCUACAACAAUCUUCUAAUACUUGAUUCUGCUUUUCAAAAGUAUUUUGAUAUAAGAAAUCGUAAACAAUUUGUUCCAUUUUGUGUAUAGCUUAGAAUGAAAUGAUGGAUGGAUGAUAUAUACCUUUUGCAAGUUUGGAUUCUUCAAACAAGAGAACAUUGAAAAAAUGAAUAUUUCAAGGUAAUCACAAAAACCAUUUGAAGCAAAGACACUUGAGAAUAUGAUUGAAUACGUACCUAUCAUUACCUCUCAAGUAUCCAAGAUGUACAGGUCAACUC
Galdieria sulphuraria is the source of this 1245-nucleotide messenger RNA. RefSeq lists its product as hypothetical. Bases 46 to 693 code for a protein of 215 amino acids. The transcript has 4 exons. Lineage: Eukaryota; Rhodophyta; Bangiophyceae; Galdieriales; Galdieriaceae. The record is from RefSeq and is a predicted model, not a curated record. Gene Ontology annotation, molecular function: mRNA binding. Gene Ontology annotation, cellular component: nucleus. Gene Ontology annotation, biological process: mRNA export from nucleus.